Molecule: messenger RNA, 846 nt
Organism: Recurvomyces mirabilis
Lineage: Eukaryota; Fungi; Ascomycota; Dothideomycetes; Mycosphaerellales; Teratosphaeriaceae
Exons: 2
Coding region: 1-846 (281 amino acids)
Source: RefSeq, a predicted model, not a curated record
AUGGCGCUGAUAGCUUCUGGAUAUUCAGACGUAUCAUCGCUGAACUACUUCACUACUCCACCCGCUGUUGGUGUAAUUUCCGACUACAUCAACAAUCCGAACUACACCAUCGGACAACAAGUGAACCUAGAAUGGCAAACGUACAUUACAGUGGGGGUGAGUUUGUGGCUCUACCAAGUCGCCAGCACGUGGGAAUACGCCGCGAUCUUUAAGGGACAAUACCCAGUGCCCACGACUUAUGCAUGGACGGUCUCUAAUCUGGAUUUCGCCCUCGCCAAUGGAACUGGGGACAACGAUCCAGCCCCCGGGUGCUUCAGCCAUUUCUUCAACAUCCUAGAAGCGGAUUCGAGCACGCCCGGCGACUCUUCGUCGGCGAGUACAUCAGCUCUAACAACGUCGACUUCAAGCCCUGCGAGCAGCACCGCCGCAACAUCCACGAACGCGAGUCCGUCAGCGGCGACAACGCUCUCACCGUCAGCAUCGCCGCCCGAUGCAGCGCCAGCACAACAGAGUAGUAGCCUCUCAUCUCGCGCCAAGGCUGGGAUUGGUGUCGGCAUCGGCCUUGGAGCGGCUGGCAUCCUGGUGGGCGCCUUGAUCUGGUUCAUACGUAGGAAGCGAUCUGCAUUGCGGCAGAAACAACCGAGCCCCCCCUUCACACAGCAGGUGGAUCGAUAUCAUGAUAAUGGCGCAGCGAGCAGGCGCGACGAACUCCCGCAGUACGAGAAGCGGCAGCCGCUAGCUGGAGAGGAGGCAACGCAUGAGAUGCCGGUCAAUGGGCAGAGACACGAGCUGGGUGGCCCGGAUGUGCACGAGUUGGGUGGUACGACAAGUGAGAUAGUGUGUUGA